AUGCCGUUCGCAAUUAGCAUGCUCUGGUCGGCACCAGAGAUCAACCCCUACAACAAGAAGGCCACUUCCAUCCCUGUCCUGAACCCCAUUAACAAGUAUGGGCGUGUGUUUUUCUUCUCUUACCUGGGUUUCUUCAUCGCGUUCUGGUCAUGGUACGCGUUCCCACCUCUGCUGAGUAAGAGUAUCAAGGCGGACAUGCAUUUGUCGCAGAACGAAAUCGCCAACUCCAACAUCGUCGCGCUAUGUGCAACACUACUGGUCCGCUUCAUUGCGGGACCUAUGUGCGAUCACUUUGGCCCACGCAUCACCUUUGCAUCGCUGCUAUUCGCUGGAGCUAUUCCAACCGCUCUUGCUGGCACUGCUCACAAUGCAAUGGGUCUUUAUUUUAUCCGUUUCUUUGUCGGUAUUCUUGGCGGAACUUUCGUGCCCUGCCAAGUUUGGACUACUGGCUUUUUCGACAGGAACGUCAUUGGAACUGCCAAUGCUUUGGUCGGAGGUUGGGGUAACUCUGGUGGUGGCAUCACAUACUUCGUUAUGCCCGCCAUCUACGAUUCUCUCAAGGCUGACCAGGGUCUCUCCUCUCACGUCGCAUGGAGAGUAUCCUUCAUUGUUCCCUUCAUCAUGAUCACAGCCUGUGCCCUCGCUCUUCUACUGCUGACCGAUGAUACGCCUACUGGAAAGUGGUCUGAGCGUGGUGCUACCGUCGUGUCCAAUGCAGACCAGACAGUGGGCCACCACGCGUCUGUUGUUCCUACAACUGGAGCUCUAGACGACAAGCCUGCAACUACCGGGUCGAUCUCUUCUAGUGACGAGAAGAAGCAAGAGCGACCAAACUCCGAUGUCGAGUCCGGUCGCGGCGAUGUCCAAAUCAUGGACGAGUUCCAACACGAAGUUGUCGUCAAGCCUACUUUGAAGGAAGGACUCAAAGUCAUGUUCUCGCUCCAAACACUGAUGCUUUGCUCGGGCUACUUCUGCUCCUUCGGUGGUGAAUUGGCCAUCAACUCCAUUCUUGGUGCCUACUAUUUGAAGAACUUCCCCUACCUUGGUCAAACGCAGUCUGGACGAUGGGCAGCCAUGUUCGGUCUUCUGAACAUUGUUACCCGACCACUCGGUGGCUUUAUCGCCGAUCUCAUCUACAAGGUCACCGGCCGCAACCUCUGGGCGAAGAAGUUCUGGAUUCACUUCGUCGGCGUCAUGUCUGGAAUCUUUUGCAUUGUCAUCGGUAAACUAGACCCACACAACUUGAGCGAGCUGAUCGGUCUUGUCGCUGUCAUGGCGAUCUUCUUGGAGGCUGGUAACGGUGCCAACUUUGCACUUGUACCUCAUAUCCACCCUCACGCUAAUGGUAUCCUUUCUGGUAUUGUCGGCGCGACUGGUAACUUUGGUGGUAUCAUCUUCGCCAUUAUCUUCCGCUACCACAAGACGAAUUAUGCGCAAGUGUUUUGGAUUAUUGGCAUCAUGAUCAUUGUGCUUAACUGCAUGUUCAUGUGGGUAAAGCCUAUUCCCAAGGGGCAGAUCGGUGGUCGUUAA
This is a messenger RNA of Alternaria postmessia, 1530 nucleotides long. RefSeq lists its product as uncharacterized. The transcript is spliced from 5 exons. Gene Ontology annotation, molecular function: nitrate transmembrane transporter activity; nitrite transmembrane transporter activity. Gene Ontology annotation, cellular component: membrane. The record is from RefSeq and is a predicted model, not a curated record. NCBI's taxonomy places the organism in Eukaryota, Fungi, Ascomycota, Dothideomycetes, Pleosporales, Pleosporaceae. Bases 1 to 1530 code for a protein of 509 amino acids. Gene Ontology annotation, biological process: nitrite transport; nitrate transmembrane transport.